AUGCCUAUACCACUCUUACGAUUCCCGUAUGUUGUCCAAAAGGAAAUUUUCAAAUCAAUGGAAUAUUGCGAAGUGUUCAUAAUGUCACUUUGCUCGAAACAAAUAAAAUAUUUUGUGAUUCGAGCAAAACGAAGGGUACCUAAGAUAUGGUACGUUGUGUUCCCUAGCCGUAAUCUCAUUGCAGUCGAAGAAGAGUCCGGUCAGGUGGAAACGGUUAUCGCGAUUGUUGAGACGCCGGAGCUGAAUGAGAUGAAAUCAACAAUGGAAUUGAAAAUUGGAGAACAUUUCAAAGCAUACGGAACGUGA
This is a messenger RNA of Caenorhabditis remanei, 306 nucleotides long. RefSeq lists its product as uncharacterized. The record is from RefSeq and is a predicted model, not a curated record. Bases 1 to 306 code for a protein of 101 amino acids. The transcript has a single exon. Lineage: Eukaryota; Metazoa; Nematoda; Chromadorea; Rhabditida; Rhabditidae. Gene Ontology annotation, molecular function: protein binding.